AUGACUCGCCAAGAUGAAAAGCCCGAAGAAGAACACCAGCUUAUGGAUUGCCAGAGUGGAUCAUCGUUUGAUUGGACUGAAGAAAAGCCCCAGGAACGGCAACAACGAGCACAAUCAUCAUUCGAUGUCGAUCUCGAAAAUGGUGCACGUAUCCCACAUCGGCAGGACCUUCAACGUACUCGGCUAAAGGAGCAUGUCGAGGAACAUUUUGAACGGCCCGAAUUGGUGCGUGAUUGUAUUCUUGGUUUAUCAGAUGGAUUGACGGUGCCAUUUGCAUUGGCAGCUGGUCUGUCAAGCUUGGGUGAUAACAGGAUCGUUAUUUAUGGUGGCCUAGCAGAGCUGGUCUCUGGUGCCAUUUCCAUGGGUUUGGGUGGUUACCUUGCUGCCAAAUCGGAUGCUGAUCACUUUGUUACCGAACGCCAACGUGAAGAACGAGAGCUUGAAUUGUACCCAGAGGAAGAAGAAGAGGAAAUCGUUGAGAUCUUUGAGCAAUAUGGUUUGAAUCGAGCAUCACUUGAGCCCAUGUUUGUACAUUUUCGACAAGCACCACAAAAAUUUGUUGACUUUAUGAUGAAGUUUGAGCUUAAUCUGGAAGAGCCUGACCCAAAUCGCAGCUUGAUCUCUGCUGCUACCAUUGGAUUGUCAUAUUUGUUUGGUGGUCUAAUCCCGCUCAUCCCAUACAUGCUGGUGACCAACACAACCGAUGCCAUGCUUUAUUCCGUCAUUGUCACAUUGCUCACACUCUUUGUCUUUGGCUAUGUUAAAAGUAUCUAUCUUCGACCAGCACAAGCUAUUUUGGGAGCCGUUCAGACUUUGGCUGUAGGUGCUGUUGCAGCAGGAUGCAGCUAUGCCAUUGUUGCCCUUGUCAAUAGCACAUCGCCCGAGUCACAACCAGGAUCCGAUGUUGCGGCACAUUGA
Lichtheimia ornata is the source of this 918-nucleotide messenger RNA. RefSeq lists its product as uncharacterized. NCBI's taxonomy places the organism in Eukaryota, Fungi, Mucoromycota, Mucoromycetes, Mucorales, Lichtheimiaceae. Bases 1 to 918 code for a protein of 305 amino acids. The record is from RefSeq and is a predicted model, not a curated record. Gene Ontology annotation, cellular component: fungal-type vacuole membrane. The transcript has 4 exons. Gene Ontology annotation, molecular function: iron ion transmembrane transporter activity; manganese ion transmembrane transporter activity. Gene Ontology annotation, biological process: intracellular manganese ion homeostasis.